GCCCAAGUGGUAAAAGGGGUUUAGUCGCUGGCUAAUUUGGUUUCUGCACCCGCUAUCAAGGAAUGAUCUGACCGUUGUUUUAUUAGCUUCCGAGCUAGCAAGACAGCUAGCUACCACGCCGGGGGCACGUUAGCAAUGUUGCUAGAAAAAUGGCCAUCGUUGCAUGUUAGCAACACAGUAACGUUACUGGUCAGAUAACACCGUUUGCUGCUAACCGUUAGCUUUGAGUCGUUGUUGAGUUGCUGUCGGUCGUGCGAGCUCGGGUCAGACCCCCAAGCAAAACGAGUCAAAGGAGCUAACAUGAGGAUUGUUAUUUGUCGACGAUUGCAUAAACUAGGAGUGAUUGGUAUUGUUUCUCGUUCCCCGUGUCCCCUUGUGAGUCAAUAUCGGGCUGACAUUGUCCCUGCAGUAAACACUCAUGACUAGCGUUAGGUUAUCCUGUCAUGCAUGAAAGUUAUUCAAUGACAUAUUGACAAACUUUCAUGGCGUUUAGACAAAUGUUCAUUUAUUCAACCUUUAUUUAUCCUCGAGAAAUCGUUAAGGGGCGACCCUCAUUUACACUGUCAUCGAGUCAAAUUACCACCUUGCUCAAUAUUAAAUGUACAUUGUAAAAAGCAAAUUACAACUAGUGCUUGCAGGUUAGUAAAAGCAGAUGCAGACCACCUCUCAUCUGAUGGUUUAAUGUUACUGCCAGACGGAGGUUGUAGCAGUGUUGCACAAACCAAGCGGUUUGAAUCUGACCAUCUGUACCCAGACGACAGUGUAGCUUCUGCUGAGAAGAAGGGCGCAAACAGACACAGACUUCACUAGACUAUCAUCCCUACAGGGUGCAGUGGGGCAUUAUUAUGCCAUAAUUGACUGUUUAAAUGAUGUGGUUAUAUUCUUUCUUUUUGUACUAUAAACAAGACCCAUAAAAGACCAAAACAACAAUGACUUUAUCUCACUUAAGUAUUGCCUGUGUAGCAAAUGCCUGACAAAGUCUCAUAGACCUUCCUUGUUGUCCGAGAACUGUUAAAACACAUCAUUGAGUCACGACAUUGUACUGAGUGACAUGUUACUUCAUUAAAAUGAGUGUGGUUACUGUAGUAUAUUUAUGAGUUGAUCCCACGAACACGUCCUGCUGCUUUAAAUACUCACUAAAUCACCAAAUCUACAGUUGCAAACAGCCCCCACCUUGGACAAGGUGCCUUUCUAAAAAAAAAAAAAAAAAAAAAAUAUAUAUAUAUAUAUAUGUUUGUGUGAUUCAUUUUCAAAGAUUUACAAUAGGAACACAUGGGCUUGUGGCUGAGUGUCACACAGACAUGCUGGGAAGUUGGAAAGCAUUAAGAGACAGACUAACAGCAUUGUUUUGGUCUUAUGGGAUUUGUUGAUGAUAACACAAAUAUGGAAUAUCAGCAGCUUUAUCCUUUAAAUCAUAGCUUUGUCUGCCAAUUAAAAUGAUCAACUAGAAGGUGUGUCACAUUGAUGUCUUUGUGUAUCUGCUGUUGCAGUAUGAGGUCUGAUUGUUAUUCAGUGAGUGGGAAGGAUUGCAGACAUUGUGUUUGAUUAAAGCUACAUUCAGCAGCAGCAUGAGCUAGACUGCACUUCCAGUGGGUCCAAUUACAGCACAUAUCUAAUUGAUGUUGGAGUUUAACGUCUGCCCGGCCCAUGAAAUGGCAGAGAGAGAGACUUGGCAUGGAGAGGGCAAUGUUCACAACCUAACUUCAAAUGUAAUGUACUGCCAUGGAGAGUUCGUCAGUCUACAUGUGCUUCCCUUGCUACCAGGAGUUCAACACCCUGGAAGAGGUGCUCGAGCACCAGUUGACGUGCACAGCUGAAGAUGAACAGAUGGAAACACCUGGAACCGACUCUGUCACUAUUCCACUGCUACAGACUCGGCAACAGGUAAUAAAUAUAUCAAAAGCAGCCCCACAGACUCAAGUCCAAACAGUACACUCUGCCGUGCAACCUGUUGUCAAGCAGGCUGCAGUCAGUGCAAGUGUGACAUCAGACCAGCCCAGAAUCCUCUACCAGUGUGGGGACUGUGAUGAACUUUUCAAGAGCCUGGACCUUUGGCAGCAACACCGUAAAGAAGAGACAUGUCAGCAGUCUGCCUCUGGGAGCAAGCUCCCCGACUCAAAACCUGAGCCAGAGACCGCUUCAGCUCAGAGCUCCCAUACAACUUCAAAUCCAGAUGAAACCACAUGUGAAAUCCUUAAACCAGAACCAGUGGAUAAUCUCAUAGCAGAGGAAGAGCAGCAAGUUGCAGAGACCUCUUCAGCUCAGAGCUAUGAGCCACCUCCUGCUUCUGAGGUGGCUGCCUCGACCUCAAAUCAAGAGGAUUCGUCUCCCAGGAGGAGAGGGGCAAACAAAAAGCCUAAGCCUGAACCAGUGCUGCUGUGUGUGGACUGUGGCUCAUGCUUUGGCCUGGUGUCUGAACUAGUGGCCCACCGUAAGACACAACAUGGCUUUGAGGAAGCUCUGCACCGCUGCUCUGUGUGUGGGGAAAGCUUUCUAAAUACCACACUUUUUCUUUACCACCGCAAGCAACACCGGCAGAAAGGCGAAGAAAAGGUGGUUGUGGAUCCCGAAGAGACAUCAGAGGACGUUUGUGCUCAGAGCAACAGGACUGAUGAGCAGGGCCAGGAUGCCACUCCCUCCACCACUAGUGUCACCUCCAGUUUCACACAGCCUGAUUUGUUCAUGUGCACCCAGUGUGGGGAGAGCUUCAGCGACGAGGGAGGGCUGGGCACCCAUCGUAAGCAGUGCCAUGGCCUGAAGGAGCCACUACAUAGUUGCCCCCAAUGUGACGAGACCUUCAUGAACACCACCCAGUACCUGUACCAUCGCCGGCAGCACCGCUCCACGUCAGGCACAGAAGUGGCGGAUGGAGCUGAAACUGGUGUUGAAAAAGUCACCACUAAAGCUCAGGAUACCCCACAGAGCUCAAAGCGGCUGCUCUCCUCGCCUGCCUCUGCUAGUGAAUCAGGUUCACCCCUUCCUAAGAAAAGUAGACCCUCUUUCAGGAUCCUAAGUGGCAUUAGUGCGCUCAAAGGAAACAAAGGCACCAAAGACGAAUUGGAGGCCAGCACUGCAGCAGACGCGGACAACACCAACCACCCUCCACCUGCCAAGCUGCUGCAGGACUGGGCACGCACACCACUACCCCAUGUUUGCCCUUACUGUGGCAAAACCUUCACUCGACGCGUCUUCCUCCGCACCCAUGUCUACAGCCACACCGGAGAAAAGCUUUUUACGUGCAAGGUUUGCACAAAGUCCUUCACUAACUCCCAGAGCCUGCUGCGCCACAGCAUGAGCCACACGGACAACAAGCCCUUCAUCUGCGAUGUUUGUUGCAAAAGCUUCUCCCAGGCAGCCACCCUGAAGAGACACCAACGCAUUCACACAUCGACACAGCCUCGGCGCAAGCGUGGACGCAAGCCGGUGUGUACUUUGGACAAUGAGGGAGCGGCUCAUCUCUUCUCUUGUCCUCACUGUCCGUCACGGUUCAACACAGAGGAUCAGCUUGAACAUCACAAACUGCUCCACACCAGCCAUCCAUUCCCAUGCCCCGAAUGUGGAGAGGCCUUUAAACGGAGGAGAGACCUGGACCUGCACUCACUCACUCACCAAGACAAGCAGCCAGCGACGUGUCUUCACUGUUCAUCCCAGUUUGUGAACCAGUCAGUGCUGGAAAUUCACAUGCAGCGUUGCCCUACCUCAGAAGAGGACAAGAACACUGGUCGUGGACGGGGUCAGGGCCGGGGACGUUGCACUGGACAGGUCGAGUGUGACCUAUGCGGCCACCGUUGCAUGACCCAGGAGGGCCUCGACCUCCAUCGGUUGUCCCACACGGGCCAGACACCUCUCAAAUGCCCAGUGAGGCCUUGUCGCCGCAGAUUUACCUCCAACAGUACCCUGGAGGAGCACGUGCUGGCCCAUUUCCAAGGAACGCUUGGCAAGUCCAAAAACCGACCCCGCUUCCGCUGUCAGAUUUGCCACAAGGAAUUUGCCUACAAUUCCACCUUCAAUGUUCACAUGAGGACGCAUACUGAUGAGAGGCCCUUCGAGUGUGUCACAUGUGGCAAACGCUUCCGCCAGCUGCCCCAUCUGCAGGACCACGAGCGCAUACACAGCGGCCUGCGACCUUUCUGCUGCUGGAUUUGCGGUAAGAGUUUCAGCGUGGCCGCCCGGCUCACCGAGCACGCCCGCACCCACAGUGGGGAGAAGCCCUACCCCUGUCACCACUGCCCUGCUGCCUUCCGCUCUCGCUCCAACCUGGAUAAACACAUCCGGCUACACGGAGACCUGCCUGUGGAGAACGCUGAGCAGGAAGCACAUGCAGCUGAGGCUGCCCAUGUUCAGAAGGUGCUGGAGGGGGCCAAGGUGCUGUCUUCUCUGGCCAACACAGGGGAGAUUGAUUCUGGCUCAGUGCAGACCAUCUAUGUACUGCAGGGGGCCGAAGGAGGUACUGAGACGGUCAUGAUCCCGUCGGAUCAGUUCAGUGGCAUUGACGGCACCUCACAGGUUGUCAUCCUGCCCUCCUCUGUUCUGGGAGCUCAGGGCAUUACUGUUCCCACAAUCACCAUGGAUGGAAAUGAAAUCACCAUGGUGGAGACAAGCCAAUCACCGCAGCAUGCCAUUGAGUUCAUUGUGGAGGAAACUGUAUAAAUGGCAGAUUAAAAACUAUUGUGGAAAGAGCAACACAGUAGAGAAAGAUUAGUUGAGAAUAUAGACUGUUUGAGUUAAAAGUUUGCUAAUUGAAGCAUAUGGAGUUAUUACCCAAUUUUAUUUAUAUAGUUUGAUAGAUUUCGAAGCCAGUUUCAACAAAAGUCCUGUAGUAAUAACAAUUUUACUUUUCUUGAGCAGAAAAUGUAAAAACAUUGUUCAAACUGUGUAAAACUAAUAAAUCAAAGGUUCAUAGACAGAUGAUAUUGAAUGUACCUUCAAUUAGUCUUUCAAACUGACUGGAAAAACGAUCGACCCUCAGUUGUUUACAGACGGGUAUUUACGGCCCCUAUUUAUUAGGGGAAGACAAGUGGGGGCCCAUUAAAUGUCUUCUGCUUUCGUUAUAAUAAAAUGCUUCAGCUUUCACACU
This is a messenger RNA of Sander lucioperca (pikeperch), 5077 nucleotides long. It is a transcript of the gene znf574, whose product is annotated as zinc finger protein 574. The coding region runs from base 1723 to 4650 and encodes 975 amino acids. The transcript is spliced from 11 exons. Lineage: Eukaryota; Metazoa; Chordata; Actinopteri; Perciformes; Percidae. The record is from RefSeq and is a predicted model, not a curated record.